This is a messenger RNA of Nothobranchius furzeri (turquoise killifish), 4946 nucleotides long. It is a transcript of the gene ubn2b, whose product is annotated as ubinuclein 2b. Gene Ontology annotation, cellular component: nucleus. Gene Ontology annotation, biological process: chromatin organization. NCBI's taxonomy places the organism in Eukaryota, Metazoa, Chordata, Actinopteri, Cyprinodontiformes, Nothobranchiidae. The record is from RefSeq and is a predicted model, not a curated record.
GUUGAGCAAUUUGUAAAAAAUGACGGAGCAUCACAAUGUUAGAUAUUUUUAAAAUGUUUGGUCACGACUUACAUAACAAAUCUACGUUAUUGCAUUAAAAAGAUGAAUGGAUCCAAACGGGCUAAAAUUACGUCCAUUUUACAAAAUUUUCAAUCGUCAGAAAAGCUGUGUGACACGGUGUAGUGUUGAAAAAAAGCCCCUUGUUGAGCACUGGUCACAGACUGCGCUUCUCAAAGCACCUGAUGAUAAUCGUGGCCUAAAUUAGAACCAUUGAUGCUUAUGAAAAAGCGAUAAUCUUACUUUUUUCAGGGUUAGGGUUUUAAAAUGGUGUACUUAAAAGUUGAACGUUUUGAAGUGCGUUAUGCUAGGAGGUCCAAAGGCAGCAAGACGAAGUCGGCCCGCCUCGACACAUUUACGUAAAUUAUUGUAAUAAUUGCUUUUAUUUGUAUUGUCAAACAAGCUUAUGUUGGUCCCAUCUUGAAAAUUUUAAUGUCUAUUGAUAAUUACACAUUUGUAUUAGGCUUUUCCUGAACGAGAGGCGCAUAUGUGAGCAGGGGUACAUUUUCCAGCACAACACGGGAGCUCGCGCCUGUGCAGAACAAUCACAUUCGCGCUUAUCUGUCAGGUGGGCGUGUUUGUGCGCUGCCAUUGGACAAACGCGGUUCCUCUUCCCCUCUGGUUUCUGCUUUCUUUUCAUACGCCCAGCCUCCGAAUAAUGAUAAUAAUGAUCAAGAUGGCUACUUCAAAAUCCUCCUUACGGUAGCUAAACACACAUUUUAUGGAAGUACGCGAAACAGAGUAUUUCUGUUGAUUUUAAGACCCUCGUAGGUGGCGGGGCCAGUGCGAGGAAUUAUUCUAUAUGGAUUACGAGGCGUGAGAGGAGACAAAAGUCGAUGUUCUGCCUGCAGAACUCAUUCUGAGUAAGCUAACAGCAGCGCAGCGAGCUAGCUGUACUUGUCGACACUCUCCAGGUUAGCUUCCGAAGCAACUGCCGGUGUUCUUCCCGCCCAGCGUCAAAUGGCAGAGCCGAGGAAAGUGCCCUUCGUCACAAUCUCCUCAUUCAGCACCUCGCCGCCGAACCCGGAGCUUAGCAAGAAACGCCGCCGCGAAGAUGAGGCCGUCGACAUCUCUUUUGGGAAAGAUGGAGGUGGAUGUGGUGCGGCGGUCGGGUCAGAAGGUGGCGGAGGUCUUUUCGGUAACACGCAGGGAGGUGACGCCAACGCCGAGGAGGAGAAACCGACCGUCCGCCUCAGCCUGACGCUGAGCGAGCCGAACGAGCGAGGGUCCUCGGAGUUCAGCUACUGCGAGCUGCUCCAGACAACCACCCCCCAGGUUCCUCAGGUUAAGCUGGCUUGUCCCGCGGUACCUAAAGGCUUGGCUCCGCCUCUGGACCCCAGCGAUCCGUUUGCUGAUGAUGAGAAGGAGAGACGAGAGGUCGAGGCGCUGGCCAGGAAAUUUGAGAGCAAAUAUGGAGGCGGUCCAAAGAAGAAGAAAAAGGACCGGAUGCAGGACCUCAUCGACAUCGGCUACGGCUACGACGAGACCGACCCGUUCAUAGACAACUCGGAGGCCUACGAUGAGCUGGUUCCUGCAUCUCUCACCACCAAACACGGAGGCUUCUACAUCAACACGGGCACUCUGCAGUUCAGAGCUGCGUCCGACUCUGAGGGGGAGAACGGCGCCGCAGACGAUCAUCACUUCAAGAAGGUGAAAGACGGCGAGGAGCGAGUGAUCAAAAAACGAAGGAAAAAGCAAGAUGGUGGAAUUCUAGAAGACAAGAAACCCAGAAAGAAUAAAGUACCGAAGCCUGGAGUUUCGCCUCUAAAUGUUCAUCGACCAGAGAAGAAGAAGAGGAAGAAGCUGAUGAAGGACUCCCUGCACCUGGCCAACAUGCUGCGCCGCUUCACCAGGGAGAAGGAGGAGAUGCGUAAGAAGAACCUGGCUGUUGCUGGCGCUCCGCCUCGACUCAACGCCAAAGUGCCCAGCGCCAACAGCUCACUGAUCAACGCCCACCCCAAGGCCGCUGGAAACGAGUCCAACGUGGUGGACGUGACCACUGAUCAGGCCGUGCUGUCGCUGCUCAGCUCGGCCAAUAACGACGUGCUGCAGGACAUGAUGGGCGACCUGGACUUUGCGAUGCUGGACUCGCCUCAGCCUGCCAGUCCCGCCCAGGGGGAGAACAGCUCGUUUGGCGCGGGACAAAAAGCUGGCGGCGGGGGCCGCAUGUUGCAGGCUAACGUGAUGACCCCUCCCCCCCUGCCAAGUGGACUACCAGGCCCACUAACAAAACGCAUCGAAGACCUGCGAGCGGCGUCCCGGUCGUUUGACGAGGAGGGCAGGAAGAAGUUCUUCACGCUGGACAUGAACAACAUCCUGCUGGACAUCGAGCUGCAGGUGCAGGAGCAGCCGGCGCAGGUGCGUUCAGCGGUCUACUCUCACCUAGAGGCCUUUGUGCCCUGCAAUAAAGAGGCUCUGCUCAAACGCCUUAAGAAGCUCAGCCUCAACGUACAGGAUGACCGACUUCGAACACCCCUGCUGAAGCUGAAGCUAGCGGUGUGCAGCGUGAUGCCGGAGCAGAUCGCUCGCUACAACAUGGACUGCAUCGCCAAAGUGGCAAAGCAGCAGUCUGAGGAGGGAGACAAAAACGGGUCCGAAGACGAGGACGAGGAGAAACCAGGGAAGAGGGUAAUGGGGCCUCGGAAGAAGUUCAUCUGGGAUGACAAACUCAGGCUGCUGCUGUGUAACCUGGUGCAGGUGAAGCUGAGCUUUUACAAGCUGGAAGGCAAGAGCUCACUGUCUCUGGAGGACUACCUCAAAGCCUUCAUGGAGACCGAAGUGAAACCUCUGUGGCCGAAGGGCUGGAUGCAGGCCAGGAUGUUAUUCAAAGAGAGCACCAUGGUUCACGGUCAUCUAACAGGCUACACAGUGAAGAAGAAGAUGAUCCCGACACCAAAGGCCAAACCAAAGGAGGUGGCCUGGGUUCCACGGCCGGUGCCCUCAGCGGGUCUCACGCCGUCUCCUGCUGCUCAGGUUACCAAGCGGCCACCCUCACCGUCGGAGCCCAUAUGUCUGGACUCUCUGGACGACGCUCCCUCCCUCGACUCCAUCUCUCAGGCCUUGGCCAUCCUGGGCAACGCCGCCAAGGGGCUGGCCCAGGGAGACAGCCCCCCCUCCCCAGAAAAACCCAAAACCUCCACCCCCACCAUGCACGGCUCGCCUCUCCUCCAGCAGCAGAGGAAGAACUCCGUCGGCACUCCCGCCUCCAACACACCUCACUACAUUUCUACCUCUUUGUCCUCUUCCCCCGCUCUGUCCCGCUCCGCCCCCAGCACGUCCUCUCCUCUGACCUCAGUGCGGGCGGAGGUGAUGGGGGCUGUUAAGGGGGGGGUGCAGACACACAGACACCCUGUUCUGAACACCCAGAGACCUUUGAGUGUGGGUGUGGUAAAAACUAGCAUACCUGCCUCUGCUUCUUCACCUAAACCACGCCCCCCACCCACUGCGUCUCCUCUGAUGGCUCCAGGAUCAAAGAUGGGAACCUCCGCCUCCCCCUCUGUGCUCCUCAAAGGCAGCAAUAACAAAGCUAGCAGUGGCGACGCACUUGUCAUUACGUCACCUCAGACCCGACCGCACCCCCUCACGUCCACCUCCGUAGUCAUCCCUAAAACCUUCCCGACUUCCCGCCUGGCUCAGACCCCACAGAGCAAAGCGGUCCCCUCCCCUCAGACCCUGUCUGGUGUUCAGACCCAGCCCCAGUCGAACUUCAUCACCCCCAUGCACGCCACGCUCACCAAGUCCACCCACAGCAGCAUCCCUCCCAUCGUCAAACUCACUCCCCGAACACUCAACCCCAUCGUCGCCACCACCGCUGCCGCCUCGCCUUCCGCCUCACAGAGUCCUCGCUCCCAGGCAGCCACCCCCCUACACCAGUACACCCCCAAAACCCCCGCAGGCUACCGGCCGCCAUUCUCAGGGGGAGGAGCCACCAAGUCCGCCCAGAGCAGCUACACUCCUCCAAGCAGCCAGAAGACCCCCACCACCACCAGCCUUAUAAACACUUUACCCAUGAGCAAGCAUUCAGGAACCAGCGCCCCCCCGAACACAGCCUCUCCUGCCUCCGCAGGUCAGCGCCAGAGGCCCGGAGGGGGGUCACCUCAGGUGGCGAAGCCAGUCGUCUCUGUCCCGCUGUCACAGGUGUCCACGACCGGAAGCAGCAGUUUGUUGAGCUCCGCGCCGUCUCUUCCCCUGGGCUUCGGGAUGCUGGGAGGUCUGGUUUCCCUGCCGUUCCAGUUCCCCCCCAUGCUGAACCUGUCCCAGCUGGGCUCGGGAGGCUCCAGCCCAGCAACCAGCAGCUCAGCGGCCAGCAGCAGCGCGGCCUUCUCCACCCUGACGCAGAAUCUGUAUAAGAGUCUCCAGUCAGGGUCUCAGGUUGCUCUGCCUCCUCACUUGCAGCUCGCUUUCUCAGAUGUGAGUCAGAGCCAGGGAGGAGACGCCAAGAGAAAAACGCUAUGAUCCAGCUGGACUCUUCAGGGUGCAACGCGGGUUCGAUCGGCCGGUUCCGGAGUGGGCUACACCUCACCGAUCAGCUCACUCGACCACAUCAGAGCCCUUUUUUAAAAUCUAUUUUCUAUCUUCUUCAUGGAGUUCAAUAAAUACAAACGGCAUUUUCAAUGUUUACAAGCUAGACCUGAAUCACUGUGGAAAGGGAGGGAUCAACCUGGCCAGACGGUGCCUUCUGUACAUCUCCCGCUCUGAUGCAUCCACCUGGUGCUGUUUUCAAACUACCGUGUAAUUAUCACAGACUUCUGUAUGAAAUGUAAACUGCAAAUUGCUAAAUGAGCAUUUUUUUUAUAUGAAUACAUGUUUUUAUUGUACUUGUAUUGGAUGAAUUUGUUUCUGUAUAGAACCCCUGCCUUCUUUUAAUUAAACCCUUAAAGCCGGACGGA